Pestalotiopsis fici W106-1 is the source of this 2166-nucleotide messenger RNA. RefSeq lists its product as uncharacterized. Bases 1 to 2166 code for a protein of 721 amino acids. The transcript has 2 exons. The record is from RefSeq and is a predicted model, not a curated record. NCBI's taxonomy places the organism in Eukaryota, Fungi, Ascomycota, Sordariomycetes, Amphisphaeriales, Sporocadaceae. Gene Ontology annotation, biological process: regulation of DNA-templated transcription; DNA-templated transcription. Gene Ontology annotation, molecular function: zinc ion binding; DNA-binding transcription factor activity, RNA polymerase II-specific; DNA binding.
AUGUCUUCGGCCGUGAAGAGGGCCUGCGACGCCUGUCAUCGCCGAAAAGUCAAGUGCGAUGGCUGCAAUCCUUGCCGCAACUGCGGCUCAGCUAGCUUGGGAUGCACAUACAAUGCCAUUCCACAAAAGAAGGGUCCCAAGGGAUCCAGAGCCAAGGUCAUCAGCGAGCUUCGCGAAACACAACGAGCCACCAGCCUGGCGGCAAAAGUUCAGAGCCGUCUGAACAACGUCCCCCCUCCGCCGGGCCCUCCUUCGCUCCAAGCGAAUCCCGGCAUCUUGGCCCCCGAGCUCGUCAAGGAGAGCAUCGACUUCUUCUUCACACACAUGUACACCAUCAUGCCGAUAUUGAGCCGCCAGAGACUGGAGCAGCAGGCCAUGUAUAUGGAGCAGGACCUAACCACCUACUGCAUGAUUGCAUCUCUUAGUGCUUUCAUGCUUCUGCAGCCGGGAUUCCACGUUCCUAGCAACGACCCGCUAUUUGAAAUUCCUGGAGCCAACAUUGCAUCGAGCCAGCUCUUGAUGGAAGAAGCAAUGCGAGUGCGCAAGGGCCUCGACUAUAUCGGUUCCGCCAACCUUAAUAGUCUUUGCACGAGCUACUUUCUGUUCUGCUCCUACUACGCCCUGGAGCAGCACGACCAAGCCUGGUUCCAUUUGCGCGAGGCUACCACGAUUGCCCACAUGAUGGGGCUGACAACUGAGGAGCAGUAUCUGCGAUAUGAACCAGUCGAGUCAUCAAGAUAUCGCCGUCUCUAUUGGCAGUUGUUUAUCUCGGAACGUUCAUACACUUUGAAGUAUGGCCGACCCAUGUCUCUCCCGUUGAUCAACAAAACCAGGACUGCCGAUGACCCAAGCGAUCCUCUGGCCCACCAAUUGAACAACCAUAUUCUUCUCAUCAACAUCUUCGAGUACUUUGAUGACACGUUCAUGAUGCUUUGGAACAAGACCCGCAAGGAGGUGACGCCCCAACACCUAGCCUUCCUGCAAAAGCGACUCUCUGAAAUUCAGUUGCCGUAUGGUAUGGACGACCUCAACGCAAAUCAGUCAUGGUUGAAGACGGUGGCUUGGCACCUCAGCCAGCAGCCUGGCAUGUCGCCCGGCAGCGAUGACAUGACUUAUGCGUUCCCUCCGGGAAUGUCGGGAGACCUGACGACAAUCGCAUCACAACUGUCUCCCCAGAGCACAGAUCUCUUGGGCGGCGUGCCCAUGGCUGCCAAGCUGCUAGACCUCACCUGCAACAUGGCAGAUGUACUGAGCAUGAUGCCGAAUUCAGGUGAUCCUUUCAGUGUUUACUCACCCCAGCAGCAGCUCAACUCGCUCCUGCACAUGGUAUCAGUUGUGCGCGGUGGCGAGUAUUCACUACUGCCGCUCCUCCUUCUCAAGGUUCAUGAGACUUUACCGCGCCUCGCCAACCCAAUUCUUCAGCGUGUCCCUGACAACAUCAACCCCUUGAACAACUUUGACAUGUUUGACGGAUUCGGCACUGCCGGCAUGGCCCAACCUCCAGUAUUGACUGAUUUCAAGACUGAGCAACAAUAUAAGCCGGAAUCGUUUGCUCCCGCACCAGUUCCUCGGGCUGACGAGAUGGUCAAUGAUGCUGCAAGUUCAAACGGGGCAAUCACCAACCCCGACAUAAGCACCCCAUUCACAAUGGCGGCCAGCUCACCCACAAUCAUGUCGCCGGGCAAUGUCGAAUUCCCACAACACAUGACUGAUUACAAUUCGAUCCCUGACAUGAUGGGUACCAUGGGAGCAAAUCAGCAGCAACAGCUGUCGCAUCAGCAACAGCAACAACAUCAAAAUUUUCAGCAACAGCAAGGACUGCAGCAGCAAGCAUUUCCCCACCAUGCCAUGCACGGUCAAAUGCAGAACUCGAUGCACACUCAGCUUGGGCAACAAAUGGGCCAGCAAGGCAUGACCGGGAUCAACCAGCAGCAGGGCACCGGUCACGGGCAAGGCUUUAACAUGAACGGCGGAAUGGCGCAGAAUCUCAUGAGCAACAUCCUGCAUCGUACAUCACCGCCGAGAGCAAACAGCUUCAAUGCCAUGCACCAACAAGCGCAACAACAGCAACCGGCGCCUCAAUACGGACUACAGCGGACAACAUCGGACCAUGUUUCCAUGAACAACCUGGGUAUGAACUCGAUGGGUACUGGUAUGGACUUUUGA